CUGUUGUUGAAGGCGAGAGAAGAGGGUGGUCGGAUAGGGUUGGGGUCUGUUUGGGCGGAGGUGAGGAGGUUAGGGUACUUGGCAGGUCCAAUGGCGGCUGUGACUUUAUCUCAGUAUCUAUUACCCAUCAUCUCUGUUAUGAUCGUUGGGCAUUUGGGUGAGCUUUAUCUCUCCAGCACCUCCAUUGCUGUCUCUAUUGCUGGUGUCACUGGCUUCAGUUUUAUGGGGAUUAAAGUCAUUUGUCCAAGCAAGGAAAUAUCCAAAAGAUCAGCUAUGUAUUGUGACCUCCUAGUAACAGCUUGGUGUGAUGCCCUCUUUGGUAUUGCUAUGGCAGCAGAAGUACCAAACUGUACUGGCAUGUCUCCUCCAUCAGCCUCCAUUUUCUCAUGCAGGUAACUGGCCAUGAAUACCAACGGGAAAAAGGUAAGUUGCAGAACAUAAACAGAGGACGCAACUCGAUCGAAGACUGGAGCAAGUUGUUCGAAGCCUGGAGAAAGGUUUUAGAAGAUUUUUAAACAACGCUGAGUGCAGUGAAGGCUUGGUGUUUGAUGAAGGUAGUCGCUUUCAACCCUUCUUUAUAC
Messenger RNA from Cuscuta epithymum, 581 nucleotides. The record is from the annotation of a GenBank genome assembly. NCBI's taxonomy places the organism in Eukaryota, Viridiplantae, Streptophyta, Magnoliopsida, Solanales, Convolvulaceae.